CUCCUCCCCUCCCCUCGGGCAGCCCCCCGCCUCCGGCUCCCGCGCCCCCAUAUUGUGAGCUCGGGUGGCGCCGGGCGGGGGCGCCCCCGGAGCAGCAGGAUGUACCCCCAGGGACGGCACCCGACCCCGCUCCCCUCCGGCCAGCCCUUUAAGUUUUCGAUCUUGGAGAUUUGCGACCGCAUCAAAGAAGAAUUCCAGUUUCUCCAGGCCCAGUACCACAGCCUCAAGCUGGAGUGUGAGAAACUGGCCAGCGAGAAGACGGAGAUGCAGAGACAUUAUGUCAUGUACUACGAGAUGUCCUACGGGCUCAACAUCGAGAUGCAUAAGCAGGCUGAGGUCGUGAAGCGGCUGAGCGGGAUCUGUGCCCAGAUCAUCCCGUUCCUGACGCAGGAGCACCAGCAGCAAGUGCUGCAGGCCGUGGAACGCGCGAAGCAGGUGACAGUUGGGGAGCUGAAUAGCCUUAUUGGGCAGCAGCAGCUCCAGCCCCUGUCCCACCACGCCCCCCCUGUGCCCCUCACCCCUCGUCCGGCCGGGCUGGUGGGCAGCAGUGCCGCUGGGCUGCUGGCCCUGUCCGGAGCUCUGGCUGCCCAGGCCCAGCUGGUGGCAGCCACCAAGGAGGAUCGCGUGGGCGUGGAGCCCGAGGGGUCCAGAGUGGAGAGAGGCCUGAGCCCGAGCGCGUCCCCGUCGCCCCCCGAGAGUCUGGCGGAGGAAGAACGGCCCAGUGGCCCCGGGGUCAGCGGGAAGCAGAGAGCCGAGGACAAAGGCCUGGCGGGGUCUUAUGAGAGCGAUGAGGACAAGAGUGACUAUAACCUGGUAGUGGACGAGGACCAGCCCUCAGAGCCGCCCAGCCCGGCCACCACGCCCUGUGGGAAGGCGCCCGUCUGCGUCGCUGCCCACCGGGACCUCGGGGACAGCCCCGCCUCCUUGGCCUCCAGCCUGGGCUCACCGAUCCCCAGAGCCAAAGAGCUCAUCCUGAACGACCUUCCCACUGGCCCUCCUGCUUCUAAGUCCUGCGACUCCUCCCCAUCCCAGGACACGUCCACCCCUGGGCCCAGCUCUGCCGGUCACCUCUGUCCACUGGCAGCCAAGCCGGCACCCUCCACAGACAGUCUGGCACUGAGGAGUCCCCUGACUCUGUCCAGCCCGUUCACCACGUCCUUCAGCUUGGGCUCCCAUAGCACCCUCAACGGGGACCUCUCUGUGCCCAGCUCCUACGUGAGCCUCCACCUGUCCCCCCAGGUCAGCAGCUCUGUGGUGUACAGACGCUCGCCCAUGCAGAUGGCGUUUGAGUCGCACCCCCACCUCCGAGGCUCGUCUGUCUCCUCUUCGCUACCCACAGUUCCGGGAGGGAAGCCGGCCUACUCCUUCCACGUGUCCGCGGACGGCCAGAUGCAGCCCGUGCCCUUCCCCUCGGAUGCACUGGUGGGCGCGGGGAUCCCUCGGCACGCGCGGCAGCUGCACACGCUGGCGCACGGCGAGGUGGUCUGCGCUGUCACCAUCAGUGGCUCCACGCAGCAUGUGUACACGGGCGGCAAGGGCUGCGUGAAGGUAUGGGACGUGGGCCAGCCUGGAGCCAAGACACCCGUGGCCCAGCUGGACUGCCUGAACCGGGACAACUACAUCCGCUCCUGCAAGCUGCUGCCAGACGGCCGGAGCCUCAUCGUGGGUGGCGAGGCCAGCACCUUGUCCAUCUGGGACCUGGCGGCACCCACGCCGCGCAUCAAGGCUGAGCUGACCUCUUCAGCGCCCGCCUGCUACGCCCUGGCCGUCAGCCCCGACGCCAAGGUCUGCUUCUCCUGCUGCAGCGACGGCAACAUCGUGGUCUGGGACCUGCAGAACCAGACCAUGGUCAGGCAGUUCCAGGGCCACACGGACGGGGCCAGCUGCAUCGACAUCUCCGACUACGGCACCCGGCUGUGGACGGGCGGCCUGGACAACACCGUGCGCUGCUGGGACCUGCGGGAGGGCCGCCAGCUGCAGCAGCACGACUUCAGCUCGCAGAUUUUCUCCCUGGGCCACUGCCCCAACCAGGACUGGCUGGCCGUGGGUAUGGAGAGCAGCAAUGUGGAAAUCCUGCAUGUCCGCAAGCCUGAAAAGUACCAGCUGCACCUCCACGAGAGCUGCGUCCUCUCCCUCAAGUUUGCUUCCUGCGGACGGUGGUUCGUGAGCACCGGCAAGGACAAUCUGCUCAAUGCCUGGAGGACACCGUACGGAGCCAGCAUCUUCCAGUCCAAGGAGUCCUCCUCUGUCCUGAGCUGCGACAUCUCCAGGAAUAACAAAUACAUCGUGACAGGCUCAGGAGACAAGAAGGCUACCGUGUAUGAGGUGGUCUACUAAGGCCCCCGCCGCUCCUGGGGGUGAUGGAGACCCCACCAGCCCCUCUGGCUAGGUCCCUCUGCUCACCGGCUAAUGCCUAGCCCUCCCUUCGCUGCUGGGGUGGGUGCUCAGCGGACCCAGGGUUCCUGGAAAUAAAUGUAUUUAUCACCGCUGGGCCAGGGGCAGGCUGUGGCUACUUUUGUUGGGCACUGUCACUGAGGGGCAGCCACUUCCUGUAUGACGGUAGCGGAUGAGAAUCCAUCCCAGGUGACAGGGGUAUCUGUUCAGCAACCAGGAUUGGGCAGGAUGAGUCAGGCGGGCCGUGUAACAGGCAUUCCCAAUUCUGUCAUUCAGCUGAGGUGAGAGUCAUCCUUUGUACCCAUGUGGCCAGUAAGUGCCACCUGGCCCCAACACCUUGUUUCACAUGGCAGACAUGAGCUUCCCACUGCUUGUAGUAUUUCUGUGAGUGUAUAUUUGUUUUACAAAAUA
Molecule: messenger RNA, 2805 nt
Organism: Chinchilla lanigera (long-tailed chinchilla)
Lineage: Eukaryota; Metazoa; Chordata; Mammalia; Rodentia; Chinchillidae
Gene: Tle2
Product: transducin-like enhancer of split 2
Biological process (GO): regulation of DNA-templated transcription; negative regulation of canonical Wnt signaling pathway
Cellular component (GO): nucleus; transcription regulator complex
Molecular function (GO): protein binding; transcription corepressor activity
Source: RefSeq, a predicted model, not a curated record